Molecule: messenger RNA, 1152 nt
Organism: Photinus pyralis (common eastern firefly)
Lineage: Eukaryota; Metazoa; Arthropoda; Insecta; Coleoptera; Lampyridae
Product: chymotrypsin-1-like
Exons: 3
Coding region: 256-1005 (249 amino acids)
Biological process (GO): proteolysis
Molecular function (GO): serine-type endopeptidase activity
Source: RefSeq, a predicted model, not a curated record
ACUACUUGAAAUGCAUCACUAUGAUUCGAGUAUUAUCCGAAUUUGGCUGACAAUGUCAGUUCCUUACGCCUGCAACCAAUCGUUUCUGACUAAAGCUCAUAAUCUCUAGAAAUCUUGCACAGUAACUAUCGAUUUCAAGUAUCAAUACUCAAACCAAAUCUCCGAUUAUCCGAUUAUCAAUCGGCGAAAGAUAGCCCGGUACCUUAAAAGCCGCACCUAUCGUUCCUCAUAAUCACUUUAAAAAAAUCUGACCAAAUGAACUGUUUAUUUGUUUUAGCGUCUCUCCUUACUCUCGGAGUCCUCGCCGUCUCCGGAAAUGUCGAAAAUCGCAUUGUCGACGCACUAGCGGCGGCGCCCGGUCAGUUCCGCUACCAAGCCUCGUUAAGGAAUCAGAGCAACGGGCACUUCUGCGGGGCAUCGAUAAUAAAACCUUACUACGUGCUUACGUCAGCGAAGUGCGUCUACGGGAAAUACCCGCAAAGCGUGUACGUAGUUGUGGGCACGAAUGACCUAGUCGUAGGCGGAACCCAUCUCUCAGUGUCCAGCAUUAUUUCGCACGAGCGCUACGAUAGCUCAACUUUCAAAAACAACAUCGCCCUGGUAAAGACGACCGGUAACAUGCUCAGCGUUCCACAAACGAGCUCGGUUGCGUUGAACAUCGCGUCGACGUAUCCGGGACAAAAGGCCGUCUUAUCGGGAUGGGGAAAGGAGCUACUUUCACUUCCGACGUACUCCAAUCAUUUAAGAUACGCCGAAUUUUACGUUCUCUCCUUGGACGAUUGCAAGCGGGAGCUGCGGGAUUAUCCGGUCGAUUAUGACAAUAUCUGCACGAAAGCGUCGAGAGCGGGCGGUUGCGACGGAGACAACGGGGGACCGUUGGUUUCGACCGACAGAAUUCAAAUUGGGGUGUUAUCGUGGGGAAUUCCUUGCGCGGUUGGUACGCCUGAUGUUUACACGAGCGUGUCGCAACACUACGGAUGGAUCGAAGAUCAUUCUUUCAACUAACUAUUUAAGCGAUAGAAAUACUAUCAAAAAAUUCAUUGAUUUAUCUCCCUUCCCCUCAUACUCUAUCUGUCUGGUUUAUCGAAUGAUAAGAAGCUUGUAAUAAUUUAAAAUGAAUGAUGUAAAUAUCUAUAUAAACGUCUUCCUUUA